AUGGAACCAUUCAAAAGGCGACAGGAGGGGCCCCAGGCCUCAUCUCUAUCAUCAUCUAUGGGGGGGGGCCCACCCCUACAGCUGGCGCCCAGCAGCAACGGUUCUAUAUCUUCUUUCCCUGCAUAUGGGGCCCCCAAGCGUCAACGUAUAUCUCCAGGUGUAAUGGGUGUAGAGGGUGAUGAUGGGGCCCCUCAAGAGGGGGGCCCCCAGGGGGCCCCCAGGGUUCUCCCUGUAUGCCUUUUAGUAUCAGAUAAUAUUGCGGGGGCCCUUAUAGGUAAAGGGGGAGCAACAGUAAGAGACCUAGAGAGAAGCACAAACGCCCGCAUAUUCGUACAAAGGAACGCGAUGGGGCCCCCAGAGCUAGCAGCAGCGAAGCAAGCAUUGCUAGAUACCGUGGGGCCCCCACCCCAGAGCCAGGCCCUCGACGUAACGAAGAUAGUGGCUAUAGGGGGUACAAAGGAAGAGGAUGUUCAGGCUGGUUUAUAUAAAGUAUUAAAUAUAAUAUCUACACACCCCACACACAGCGGCAGAGCUGCUGCUGUGCUGCUGGUACCGCAUAGAAGCAUUGGGGGUAUUGUGGGGCAGAGGGGGAGAACCAUAGAGGAGCUGAGCCAGAAGACGCAGACACAGAUACGUGUUGUUCCUGGGUUUGCUGCUGUUAGUGGUGAUAGAGCUUUAUGUAUUACAGGGGGACAGGAUGAGCAUGUUGCUGCUGCAGUUCAGCUGCUGCUGCAGCAGCUGCAGCAGAUGCUAGCAGCAGGAAGACUCAUUAAACAAGACUUCGACUACCUCAUCACUAUCUCAUCUACAGCACAACCAAAGGCCACGCAGACACAGAUACGUGUUGUUCCUGGGUUUGCUGCUGUUAGUGGUGAUAGAGCUUUAUGUAUUACUGGGGGGCAGGAUGAGCAUGUUGCUGCUGCAGUGCAGCUGCUGCUGCAGCAGCUGCAGCAGAUGCUAGCAGCAGGAAGACUCAUUAAACAAGACUUCGACUAUCUCAUCACCAUCUCAUCUACAGCACAACCAAAGGCUCUCAGGGGCCCCAGGGGCCCCAUGGGGGCCCUACCGGGGGGCCCCCCUCAGGGGGCCCCUCUCCCUAUGGGUGGGGCCUCACCAACAGGACCUGGGGGUUUCUUCGGUGUGGGUAUGGGGGCCCCUGGUUGGGGGGCCCCCUCAGGUGCUGGGGGCCCCCCGGGGCCCCAGGGUGUCCCCGGGGCUGGGGGUAUGGGGGGUGGGGCCGGGUGUAUAGGGUACCGGUUCGUUGCUAGUGUAGAGAGCUGCGGGGGCCUCGGGUGUUCCUCUGUAUUGUGUUUUGUUAUACCGCAGCGGCUGGCUGCGUGGGUGGUGGGGCCCCAGGGGGCCCACGUAAGAGCCAUAAGAGAGGAGACAGGGGCCCAGAUACAGGUGCUUGAUGAGGUGUCUGGGUUUACAGGCGAAGACGCUCGGUGUGUAUUGAGGGGCCCCCAAGGUGGGGGCCCCUCUGGGGGCCCCUCUGAUGGGUCAGAGGGGGGGGAGAGGUUUUGUAUGAUAUCUGGGGGCCUCCAGGCUGUAUGUGGUGCUGUGUUAAGGUUAGGUUUACCUCUACAGGAGAAACUGCAGCAGCUGCAGCAGCAGCAGCAGCAGCAGCAACCACUCCGGCUCCUUAUACCCUUUCGUUUUGUUAGUCCCCUUAUAGGCAGCAAGGGUACAGUAAUCAGAGAAAUGCAGCAAAAGUCAGGGGCCCUCAUACAAAUCUCUAAAACCCUGGGGGCCCCCGGGGGCCCCACUGGGGGCCCCUCUGGGGGCCCCACUGGGGGGGCCCCCGAGGGGGGCCCCUCUGGCGGUGGUGGUGCUGGUGGGGGUCAAGGGGGGUCGUUUGGAUGGGGAGAGCAGCAGCAACAGCAGGGUAGCAGCAGCAGCAGCAGCAGCAGCAGCAGCAAGGCACUGACACCGAGAGAACAGCACCGCAUAAUAUCUGUUGAGGGGCCCACUGCUGCUCGCCUGGUUGCUUUGGCUCUUAUCUGGCAGCGUAUACUGGGGGUUGAGUACCCUGAUUUAUAUAGAGAGGGGGCCCCCUUCAUCUGUCCCUCUUCUCUAGCUGAGGACCUGCAGCAGCAGGGGCACGAUAUAUCUAAAAUUAUGCUGCCGCCACCAGCAGCAAGAAUGCAGCAGCAGCAGCAGCAGCAGCAGCAACCCUAUGGGGGCCCUGAUGCAGCAGGGGCCCCUUAUUAUGAUGGGGCAUCACCAACAGGAGGAGGGGCCCCAUGGGGGGCCCCCCAAGGAGACCCUAUGGGGGGUGGGCAGCAGCGUCCUUGGUUGCAUGAUGAUGCAGCAGCAGCAGCAGCAGCAGCAGCAGCAGUAGGAGGAGGGGGUUGGGGUGGGGCCCCCCAUGACAUGGGGGCCCCCUCUAUAGAACAGCUAGAAGGGUGGCUGCGUAGCUUCUGCUGCAGGGUGGGCCCAGUGCAGGAUAUGGGGGCCCUAGAGAGACUGAGAGAGACAGGAAGGAGAGACUGGAAGGAAGGAAGGAAUGAGGGAGAGAGAGAGAGAGAGAGCAAGGGGAGAGAGAAAGGAGAGAGAGAGAGAGAGAGACAGGGAGAGAGAGACAGGGAGAGAGAGAGACAGGGAGAAAGGAGAGAGAGGGAGAGGAAGGAGAGAGACAGGGAAAGAGAGAGAAAGGAGAGAGAGACAGGGAGAGACAGAGAGAGAGAGAAAGGAUAG
Molecule: messenger RNA, 2697 nt
Organism: Eimeria mitis
Lineage: Eukaryota; Apicomplexa; Conoidasida; Eucoccidiorida; Eimeriidae
Exons: 3
Coding region: 1-2697 (898 amino acids)
Biological process (GO): regulation of gene expression
Cellular component (GO): cytoplasm; nucleus
Molecular function (GO): mRNA binding
Source: RefSeq, a predicted model, not a curated record